UUCCCGCUCCCUCUUUCUCUCCUGCAACUGCGCCAUUCUGGACAUACCCUCUAUAGCAGGAGAGUUGUUUCUGUUCUUGUGACUUUAAACUCUAUUAUUCGUCAUGCCUUCACUUGCAAUUGCAGAAUCGUUCUUCUCCGAAGAACCAAAAGACAAGAAACAGAAGAAGAAAGAGAAGAUGGCAACGAAGAACGCUACCCUCCUCGAAAACCCAAAUUCCAAAUCAAUCGAGAAGAAAAAAAGCAAGGAGAAAACUCAUAAGAAGAUCAAUUCAAAUCCACCCGACUCCGAAGAAGAAGAAUUGAACAGUGACGAUUCACAACAGAGCUGGUUGGAGAAGAAGAAACACAAGAAAAAAAGCAGCGAACAGAAGGAUAAAAAGAAGAAGAGAAAGGCUGUUGAAGUAGCGGAUGGGGAGGAGGAGAAGAGCGAGACCAGCUCUGAACUGGUCGAACCGUUGGGUUCGAAGCCUGUGGCAGUCAAUGGUUCCUCAAAGAAGAAGCCUAGACUGGUUGAGAACACCGACGAUGAGGGAGGGGAGGCAGAUGCUGACGGAAAAGCAAACCCUAACGCGGUUUCAAAUUUCAGAAUUUCCAAGGCUUUGAGGGAGCAGUUGAAGUCAAAAGGGAUCGAAUCCCUCUUCCCUAUCCAGGCCAUGACAUUCGAUACCAUUGUUGAUGGUUCUGAUAUGGUCGGUCGGGCUCGCACUGGUCAGGGCAAAACCCUGGCAUUUGUUCUUCCCAUAUUAGAGUCUUUAACAAAUGGACCUACAAAAGCAUCAAGGAAGACAGGAUAUGGAAGGGCACCGAGUGUCCUGGUUCUUCUGCCAACAAGGGAGUUGGCCAAACAGGUCCAUGAAGAUUUCGAAGUUUAUGGUGGGGCAGUGGGAUUAACUUCAUGCUGCUUAUACGGGGGAGCUCCUUAUCAAUCUCAAGAGAUUAAACUGAGAAGAGGGGUUGAUAUAGUUAUUGGAACUCCUGGGCGUGUCAAGGAUCAUAUAGAGAGGGGAAAUAUUGACUUAACUGAAUUAAAAUUUCGUGUCCUUGAUGAGGCUGAUGAGAUGCUGAGGAUGGGUUUUGUUGAAGAUGUUGAACUUAUUCUAGGGAAUGUGAAGGAUGCAAGCAAAGUUCAGACACUUCUUUUCAGUGCUACAUUGCCUGAUUGGGUGAAGCAGAUUGCUUCCAGAUUUCUAAAGCCAGAUAAGAAAACAGCAGAUCUUGUUGGCAAUGAAAAAAUGAAGGCUAGUGCCAAUGUUAGACAUAUAGUUCUCCCCUGUUCUGGUUCUGCCAGAUCUCAGGUUAUUCCAGAUAUUAUUCGCUGUUAUAGCAGUGGGGGUCGCACAAUUAUUUUCACUGAGACAAAGGAUUCUGCUUCUGAACUUGCUGGGUUACUUCCGGGAGCAAGAGCUUUGCAUGGGGACAUACAACAGUCCCAACGUGAGGUCACACUUUCUGGUUUCAGAUCUGGGAAGUUUAUGAUAUUAGUAGCCACAAAUGUUGCAGCACGUGGUUUAGAUAUCAAUGAUGUACAGUUGAUCAUUCAGUGUGAGCCCCCUCGAGAUGUAGAAGCAUAUAUCCAUCGAUCUGGUCGCACAGGGAGAGCAGGAAAUACCGGGGUUGCUGUUAUGCUUUAUGAUCCUAGGAGGUCAAACAUUUCUAAGAUAGAGAGAGAAUCAGGGGUGAAAUUUGAGCACAUUUCUGCUCCCCAGCCAGCUGAUGUUGCCAAGGCUGCUGGUUUAGAAGCAGCUGAAACAAUUGCUCGAGUCUCGGAUAGUGUAAUUCCUGCAUUCAAGUCGGCAGCAGAGGAACUUCUGAGUACAUCUGGUCUCUCAGCAGCAGAAUUACUUGCAAAAGCACUUGCUAAGGCAGCUGGUUAUACUGAAAUAAAGAGUAGGUCACUUCUUACAUCUAUGGAGAACUAUGCUACUGUACUUCUUGAGACUGGACAAACCUUCUACUCACCAUCGUUUGCUUAUAGUGUCUUGAGGAGGUUCUUACCUGAGGAAAAGGUUGAGACAGUGAAGGGGCUUACCCUUACAGCUGAUGGGAAUGGUGCAGUGUUUGAUGUGCCAUCUGAAGAUUUGGACACAUUUAUUGCAGGUCAAGAAAGUGCAGCAAAUGUGAGCAUUGAGGUGGUGAAAGCAUUGCCACGCUUACAAGAAAGAGACCUGUCAAGAGGACGAUUUGGUGGUGGUGGUGGUGGUUUCUCUGAUAGGAGAAGUGGUGGUGGAAGAUUUUCUGGUGGAAGAGGAGGAGUCAGCAGGGGAAAUGGUAGAUUUUCCAAUGGUUUCAAUGGUCGCAGAGGAGCUAGCAAUGGAAACAAGUGGGGGAGAAGGAGCUAGGUUGGAAACCGGCAAUAAGUGGGAACGUUAACAGGUGCUGUCAGAGAUUUCAAAGGAACAUUAGAAACUGAUUUGCGUUAAGGUAGCUAGGUUACAGGAACAGGAGAGAGUAAGACCGCAAUUGGAAACUGUUCAUUCAGGUCAGUCGGGCCCAUAUUCAAGUUGAAAAUCAUUCUGAUGAAAUUUAUUACAGUAUAGUCUGUUCUUUAAAGUUUUGGUCGUAUCCUAUUUUUACCAGGAUUUUUUUCCUCAUCCUGGUUCUUUUCUUCCAAUUCUAUUAGAAGUUUGCCUUUUUUGUACUGUAGGACCAAUCACCUGGUGUUCUGAUUGGUUAACUCUUCAGGUACUGUAAGACUUGAUUUACAAAAAAAUUGUCAAGUUUGUUAAGUUCACAAAAUUAGUAGUGUUGUUUGAAAAGGUAA
Molecule: messenger RNA, 2763 nt
Organism: Nelumbo nucifera (sacred lotus)
Lineage: Eukaryota; Viridiplantae; Streptophyta; Magnoliopsida; Proteales; Nelumbonaceae
Gene: PRH75
Product: DEAD box RNA helicase (PRH75)
Molecular function (GO): RNA helicase activity; RNA binding; ATP binding
Source: RefSeq, a predicted model, not a curated record